CACAUAAAAUUGUUAAGCUAGUAGAUAAGAAAUAUCAGUCAUGCUCAUUUUUUGUUCAAAAUAAUAACUUUGUAAUUACUACAGUUCUGCCAUGAUAAAGGAAUAAAUUAUCCGUGAUAAAAAGUGGAAAGAAGGGGUCGCGGGUAAUAGUUUCUGAGACACCAUGAGGAAGGUUCCUCCCUUUACACAGAAGAAAUUAAAGAAAAAAACCAAGGAAGUGGCCAGAUGGGGAAUCUGAGUCUGUCACAAGGAUAGUGCACUCUGACUAGCAGGAGAGGAUGCUGCUCUAUGCCGGAGCAAGAAACAAUGGGACACAGAGAGCCCCAGUGACCAAAGACGAAGCCAGUUGCUGGGUUCUCAGAAGAAGAGGAAAAAUAUGUGCAUCGUCUGUUCCGCUGAGUUUGCAAGAUAGCAGAGGAAGAAAGUAACAUAUUGAAUUUUGUCAUUACAUUUCAGGAACCCAACAGCCAAAAUACAACUUCUAACCUUGCUGCAACGAAAAGAUGAACUUUCUGUCAACCUUUGUGACAUUUGAGAACCUCCAUGAGGUUCGGAGAUUGUGCCACUGGGGACCAAUCAUAGCGCUGUCUGUCAUUGCGAUAUGCUCCACCAUGGCGGUUCUGGACUCGAUUAUCUGGUACUGGCCGCUAGACACUACAGGGGGCAGCAUUAACUUCAUCAUGCUCCUCAACUGGACUGUUCUCAUCCUCUACAACUACUUCAAUGCUAUGUUUGUUGGACCUGGAUACAUUCCUCUCGGCUGGAAACCAGAUAAUGAACAGGAAGCCCAGUACCUACAAUACUGCAGAGUGUGCCAAGGACACAAGGCCCCCAGGUCCCACCAUUGUCGCAAGUGUAACAGGUGUGUGAUGAAAAUGGACCACCACUGCCCUUGGAUCAACAACUGCUGCGGCCACUUGAACCACGCCUACUUCACUAGUUUCUUGCUGCUGGCUCCGCUGGGCUGCUCACACGCUGCCAUCAUUUUUAUAAUGACCAUGUACACACAGCUGUAUGAGCGGAUAUCAUUUGGCUGGAGCACUGUAAAGAUUGAUAUGAGUGCUGUGCGUCAGUUCCAGCCCCUCAUGCCCUUUAGUGUGCCUGCUUUUGCUGCCACACUCUUUGCCUUAGGCCUGGCACUGGGCACCACUAUUGCUGUUGGCAUGCUUUUCGUCAUACAGUUGAAAGUCAUCCUUCGAAAUAAAACCUCGAUCGAGUCCUGGAUCGAGGAAAAGGCCAAAGACAGAAUACAGCACUACCAAACAGGGGAGGAGUUCGUCUUUCCGUACGACCUCGGCAAACGCUGGCUGAACUUCAAGCAAGUUUUUACUUGGUCAGGGACGCCCAGGGGUGAUGGCAUCGAGUGGCCAGUCCAUUCCAAGUGUCACCAGCACACCUUAACUAUAGAGCAGCUGAAACAGAAAGCUGAUAAAAGAGUGAGAAGUCAGGUCCUAUACCGAGCAGUGGAGGACUAUAAUGGAGCUUGCUGCCCUCUGAGCAAAGGUCUCCAAACCUUUUUCAGAACUCCAUGCACCGAGGAACCCCGAAUUCCCCUCAAAAAGGGGGACACCAUCUUAGCAACCCGUGGAACAAAAUGGUGGAUGUAUGGAGAUAAAGCUUUGAACGAUGACCAGAUGAAAGUGGGGGAGCGUGUAAGAGGAUGGUUUCCCAGGAGAUGCGUGGAGAAGUGCCAUUAUGACACAGCUGCCAGUGAAAGCACCAGCGAUAAGAAAGUGAAUUAAUAUAUUGAACAGGCUUCAUGCAGAGCAGGGGAGUUAAACUGAACAAAAAUGUGUCUGUCUGUGUUCGUAAACAUUCAUCCACUGAAGAUGUCACGCCUGAUGCUGCAGGCUCCCCAUCCCAGAACACCACACUCUGACUCAAAACCCUCACACAUUUCAACACCAACCUUUAAAUCAAGAUUGUUUUAAAAGUCUUACCGGCAUCUUGCUGUCAAAUAUUCUUUUGAAGAGGACUGCAGAAUUAUGUUAGAUUCAGUUUUACUCCUCUGACCAAAAGUAGAAUUGAUUAAAAGUCUUACUUUCCAAGAAUUGCCACCAGGCUUUAACGUGACUUUGUUGUGGUUACAUGACUUUUUACUUGAACUGUUCUUUUUACUUGUCUUGAUGUCCUUUUUUUGCUAAUUAUGCAAUGCCUCUGCCCAGCUAACCCCAGGGCCCCGUCAUGCAAUUCUUUCUACAGUACUGAAAUAACACCCAAUUCCUUUUUUUUAUUAUUUUUGUAAAAACAAAUUGUUGGCCUCAAAAUAUAAGUUGAAAAUUAAAAAUGUUCUGCUACAAAGUU
Molecule: messenger RNA, 2304 nt
Organism: Notolabrus celidotus (New Zealand spotty)
Lineage: Eukaryota; Metazoa; Chordata; Actinopteri; Labriformes; Labridae
Gene: zdhhc6
Product: zinc finger DHHC-type palmitoyltransferase 6
Exons: 11
Coding region: 504-1742 (412 amino acids)
Biological process (GO): protein palmitoylation
Cellular component (GO): Golgi apparatus
Molecular function (GO): protein binding; palmitoyltransferase activity
Source: RefSeq, a predicted model, not a curated record